Messenger RNA from Lotus japonicus, 761 nucleotides. RefSeq lists its product as uncharacterized. Bases 183 to 479 code for a protein of 98 amino acids. Lineage: Eukaryota; Viridiplantae; Streptophyta; Magnoliopsida; Fabales; Fabaceae. The record is from RefSeq and is a predicted model, not a curated record. The transcript is spliced from 2 exons.
AAACAGCUUCUCAUGUUCGUUACUAGUUAGUUGCUCUUUCCGCCACUCUAUUUCUAUUUCUAAAAAAAGAUAAAUUCACUAUUUUCUGUUUAUAUAUCAAUUUUUCUGGUGCGUUGAAAUUUUAGCAUUCUGAACUCGUGGUCAGUGUGUUUCUUCUCACCUACCGCGAAGGAGGGAAGAAGAUGGAGAAGCUGAGUUUUUCUUCGCCGGCGGAGUGGUGGCAGAACAUGAUGUACCCCGUCAGAAGGGUCUGGUUCCGCCUCGCCCACCGCUUUGGAAUUCGCAAAACUGGGCUGCUGAAGCUACGGCAUGAUGUGAGGGCUUGUGAGUAUGAUGAUAUUCGUGUGAUGUGGGAGAUGCUGAAUGGAAAUGAAUCAGAGUUUGUUCAAUCUCAGUCUCCUGGGAAAAGCAAGAAGUAUCACUGGAAGUUGUUCAGGUGGGCUAGGUGUGCUCAAUAUAAUCCUGAUCAUGCUGUGUGAGUCAGUUUCUCCUCAAAGAAAAUGGACAUGCUUUGUUGGAAUGGUUUCUGCUUCAAUCAGGAAUAAAGGGUACAGAGGGUUUCGAGUAGGACCACUGUGUCCUCUCCUCUGAAUCAACUCGAUCUUCUGUAGUUCUGUACAUAUUAACUGCAUCUCCUAGCUAGAUGUUGCCAUCCAUGUGUGUAGUUUGUGCUGUGCUUCAUCUUAUGUUGGUGUGUUCAACCUCAACCAGACCUUUCAUGUAUUGCUUUUGGAAACCCAUGAAUAGUGUCUUUUACUUCA